Molecule: messenger RNA, 519 nt
Organism: Micromonas pusilla CCMP1545
Lineage: Eukaryota; Viridiplantae; Chlorophyta; Mamiellophyceae; Mamiellales; Mamiellaceae
Exons: 2
Coding region: 1-519 (172 amino acids)
Biological process (GO): peptidyl-histidine dephosphorylation
Cellular component (GO): cytosol
Molecular function (GO): protein histidine phosphatase activity
Source: RefSeq, a predicted model, not a curated record
AUGCCCCCAAGCGACGAGCCCGCGCGCUUCUGCGACGAGACCGGGGAGGCGCUCAACGCCGCCGCGCGCGCGGUCGUCGCGGAGGCGAUCGGCGCGGACAGAGCGCGCGACGACGUCUCGAACGACGCCGCCGCGAAGCUCGGUCCCGUCCUCCGAUCCGUCCCGAUCGUGAAGCUCGAGCGCGGCACGCACAAGUACGUCCAAGUCCAGCUCACGCAUCCGGACGAGCCCGGGACCGCGAUCCUCGUCGUGCGGUCGGUCGACGUCAGGAGGUGCCCGUACCACGCGGACGUCUACCGCGCGCUCGUGGACGAGCUCGGGAGCGACGCGAGGACGCGAGGGGUGAUCGGACGCGUGAUCGGGGGAGGGCGCAUCAGACGCGACGCCGCGACCGUAUCGGUGUACGGCUACAGCAAAACGUUUGGGAGGACGAGAGGGUGCAACGAGAGGACCGCGGAGUUGAUACGCGCGAACGUCGACGGGUUAGCGAGCGUGGAGUGGUCCGACGACGGGUACUGA